Messenger RNA from Leptomonas pyrrhocoris, 1769 nucleotides. RefSeq lists its product as hypothetical. The record is from RefSeq and is a predicted model, not a curated record. NCBI's taxonomy places the organism in Eukaryota, Euglenozoa, Kinetoplastea, Trypanosomatida, Trypanosomatidae. The transcript has a single exon. The coding region runs from base 207 to 1769 and encodes 520 amino acids.
GUGUUUUUCCUCUCAUUUCUUUUCAAGAUUCUUUGAAAGCUGCUCACUAACCUCCCACAUCUGUCGUUUCGUGUUUGAUUUAAACGUGCUCUCCCUCCCUUCGCACAAUUUUUCCUUUUCCACUCCUUCUUCGUGUAAACGUCAGUGACACGAACUGAAGCAUGAUUGUGCUUGCCUUGGAAAGCUGAAAGAAGAACGUGCAACAAAUGUCUUCUUCUGCGGACAACGAAGUGAAACGCACCGCGGAAGGAAUUGCCACGGCGCUAUGGUCUCCUGAGGAGCUCUACAACCUGGAUACCCAGGUCGAUGUGUUGCAGCCCGCACUAAAGUCGUUAGCUGUGGAUAGCGGGCGCUUCUACGCGUAUCGGUUGUCGCUGCUGCUCGCCCCUUUUGAGGUGCUGGAGGAGCUCUGGGCUCCUAACACGAUGGAGAAGACGCGCCUGAAAGACGACGGGACGGUCAAUAUCCGCUGCGAAGAAACAAGGGUGGAGGGCAGAACAGAUGGAAGUAACAGGGGCACAAUUGCGGAGCAGUGCAAAGGCGGCAGCUUAUUCCGCGUCUUCACCACUGUCGCCCAUCGUGUCUUCGUCGUGGACAGGUCUGCGACGCACGUUCAAACGUUGGUGGCCGCAUUGCGGUACUCUUUUCCGCAACUCCUCGUGCCGAUCGAAAGUGAGCCGAGCGAGCCCAUGUGCACACUCCUUUUUGAGUUUGUGACACAGCACUGGUCUGCGCUGUCCGCGUACUUGCCGUUGCUGUACUUUCUGUUUGAGGUUCAAGAACGGGCCUUCGGAUCCUUUUACAAACAGCUGGCCUCCUUGGUCCAGACGCGCAAGGGAAAUGAUACGGCCGCUUCAGACGCGCUGAGGCCCAAAAAGGGUGGGAAGAUCUUUUCCUGGUUUUCGUCGAAGCCGAAGGAGGCUGAACUUGGGGUGAACGACAAGCUAGAGUUGGUCAACGUCCAUAAAGCGACACUUCCUCUCCGUUUCGAAAAGCGCUUCAUGGUUGCACUCGCAAAGCAAGAGCAGAUGCACAAAAUGCAGCUUUUCUGCCGAGACUUCGUCGCGUCUUUGCAGGAUGAGGCGUCCACGUAUCAAAGCGUUGCGGAGUGUUUCACGACCUCACCGAUGGCCUCGGAAGCCGUUUCGGGGUGGUACAACCAGGACUUACUGGAGAAAGCCACAAAAGACAACACCGAAUUGAGGCUCAUGAACACUUCGGUGCAGCGCUUUGCGUUUCGUAAGAGCUCCCUCACCAACGAGCUCCUGUUGCCGUUGCUGCAAGAGAUCGCCCAGGUGGAGGGCGAGAUUGGGAUCCUAGCGUCGUCGCACGUCGCUUACUAUGAGGAGGUGCUGAUGCGCACCAAGACGGUCACCGAGAACACGGAGCUCAUGUCGGGUAAAGUUCCACUGCCGCAGAGCUGUGAGGCUUCUACGCGGCCCGAGAGCAUGGCAAAUGCCAGAGAGGUCAACCGACGGCAAACGCAGGAGCUUGCUCAGUGUCGCGCCAGUUUCGACGGCGAAGUGACUGCGGUAGAGAGCGCUAUGAAGGCGAGGGUGAAGAAACUGUGCGUCCUUGUUGCCGGCAUGCUAAAGGCGCUGGCCGCCUGCACAGAAGCUGGGCACUUCGACGAUUACCUGCGCGGUCUCGUGCCGCCGCCAUCGGGGGAACUGCCUUUGCAAGGCGGCAGACACCCUCUAAAGGCCUGCUUGGGCAUUGAGGACGGCGAGAAGGAAUCGGCAUUUGCUGUUGAUCGAGCAGGGCCGUAA